AUGCCCUCAAAAAAGGCUAAGAUUGCAGACCAUCAUGUGCCUGCUGCUGCUGUGCCCAUCACAACUCCUCCAUCCCGUUCCCCCCUUGUGUCCAGGUCAUUUCCUCUCCCUGAUCGUUCCUCUCCUGGUGCCAUGAGUAUCAAGACUUCACGUUCCUUAAGGGCCACAAGCCAUGUUAAUCCUCCCCCAUCUUCGGCACCAACAGUCCCCCUCACAACUCCAUCCCAUUCCCUCCUUACGUCUCCUCUCCCUGAUUGUUCUUCUCUUGGUGCUGUGGGUAUCAAGACUCCAGGGGUAGGGGGCAUGUCCCAUGUUAAUUCUCCCCCAUCUUCCACAGUAACGAGUGCUGAGAGACCAAAAAUCUCGUUCCAGGAGUACAAGAAGUGCCAUGAGGCACAGAAAUCCUCUCUUGCACCUACAACUCACUCCCCACCCUUGGGUCAUUCUUCACCUGAUACCUCUUCAUCACUUUGCAAGACAGGAAAUGUUGCAUUGCCAGACUGCAAUGCACCUGUCGUUCCUCUACCAUUCUCAAGGCCAAACGAUGAAAGGCUGGAGGCAUCGGUGCUGCUGAGUGGAGGCAGUCCCUGA
Cantharellus anzutake is the source of this 591-nucleotide messenger RNA. RefSeq lists its product as uncharacterized. The transcript has 2 exons. The record is from RefSeq and is a predicted model, not a curated record. Bases 1 to 591 code for a protein of 196 amino acids. NCBI's taxonomy places the organism in Eukaryota, Fungi, Basidiomycota, Agaricomycetes, Cantharellales, Hydnaceae.